GCUCUGAAAUUUAUUUACUGCUUAUUGUCAUAUAAUUCUUGAAAUUAUGGUCCAAAUCUCUAAAAAACGUGUUCGUAGAAACACAAUUGUUUUAGAUAGUGGCUUAAAUUCGGUUAUAACUGCAUUACCGCCUCGUAAUACAGUAUCAACUACUAGCUCUCAAAAUGGUUUGAGUGCAGAUCUCACUCCUGUGAUACAGGUGAAAGAUGUUCUGUUAGAGAACUCUGAGUUCUGUAAACUAAACCUCCUUUUGAAAGAUAUGCAGAGGCAAGUAAGUGAAAUUCAGAAAAAAUUAGAUCAGUUUGAUAGUAUGUCACUGCCAAUCUCAAAUACCACGGAGAGCCGUUCUGAUAUUGGCCAGGUUAAGUGUUUACUGGAUGUAACUCAAAAUAAGCUUUUGAAUUUAGACCCAAUAGCCUGUCUUUUAGAAAGGCAUCCUAAAAUAUCUCCAGACAACCUAAAUAAAGCUGAAAAUCUGAUUGACUGCUUGGCUACGGAGGUGAUGAAGCGUAUAACCUCUUCUCACCAAGCUAUAGUUUACAACGUCCCAGAUUCUCUGCCCCUGAAAACUGUAAGACACAAAAUCCUGAUUUGUUGCGGCAUGGCUAGUGUUCCAUGUGAAUGCAAACGACUUCGUAAAAAGUCUAACCAGGCUAAUUGCCCAAUCAUUUUUAAAUUCAGUAAUUCCCUUGAUGCUAGUAAGUUUACUAAAUGUCAGGAU
Trichobilharzia regenti is the source of this 721-nucleotide messenger RNA. The record is from the annotation of a GenBank genome assembly. Lineage: Eukaryota; Metazoa; Platyhelminthes; Trematoda; Strigeidida; Schistosomatidae.